CUUCAGGUAAUGAUUCGCAGGGUAAUAUUUCUGGAUCAUUCUGAAAGAGACCUCUUUGACCUUGUUAUUUGUGUGGUAAUAACCAGACUUUUUCCCAACAGAUAUUAUUGACAAAUGUAUUCCAGUAAGUUGUGACAUAAGGAAUGGAUACAAUAUCCCUUUGAAAUAAAGCACGUAUAGAUCUGUUGUUCUGAGGGAGCAAGGAGAAACACAUUUUUCCUAUUGGAGAGUCAACUGGAUUAAGGGAGGGUAGGUCAAGAAGGUGAGGUCUGGUUACACCUCUAAACAACAUGUGAGUCCCAGAUGGAAUAGCAUCAGACUAUGGCGAACUCUAGGUGUAACCGGGAUAUAGUAACGUGAUAUAAAUUCCUCAUAAUUGAGUAACAAUCCUGAAUUAAAAAGCUGACUCACCAGCAGGAUAUUGUUGAACCAGUUCUUAAAAAAUAAAAUACUUGUUUCUAUACAAAAUAUCCUUAUUGUUCCAAAUGAAAUACCUAUGCGGGGCAAUUAAAAAAAUAUAUUAACGACCACGCUAAGAAUAACGUUCCUUGUCUAUGAAAAGCAGAUCAUUUUGUAGGAGUCUUAUCAAUGUCAUAGUUACAAAGUAAAAUAAUUGAAGCCACCAAAAUGGGAGAAGAAAUGAGGGAUGAAAUUCUAAAUUGAAGUUGGAUUCUUUAAGAAAUGUUUAUCACAAUUUAUCUUAAAAGUAUUAUUCAAAGUUCAUAACGACAGAUUUCCUAAUAUUGCCAAUCCGUUUCGACGGGUUUCUCGAAGAAAGCAAACGUCAGGCUCAUUCUCCGCCCUCUUUCCGUAUCAAUGCACGGCAGUUACACAGUAGGGAGGGGACUAUGGGGCUCCUUGCAAAUUGCUAGAGUUUGACACCCCAUUCGUCAAACGCUCACAGCUGAUCCACCGGCAAAGCACUGGAGGAGAAGUAACGUAGGACGGAGUAGUAGGAUGCUCUCACUAUAUUGGAGGACGGCUACAGGAGCUCAGAGAGACAUGGAGUUCAGGGAUCUAACGGCCAGGGCCGGACUCUGGUAUGAAAACUUCAUGAAGAAUGCAGACCCCAGGACAGAAGACUGGUUUCUCAUGUCGUCGCCGCUCCCCCAAACCAUAAUAAUUGUGGCGUACAUCUACUUUGUCACCCGUCUGGGGCCCAGACUCAUGGAGAACCGCAAGGCCUUCCACCUCAAAGAAAUUCUAAUUCUCUACAACUUCAGCGUGGUCGCCUUGUCCCUCUACAUGUGCUAUGAGUAUGUGAUGUCGGGCUGGGGGACGGGCUACACGUUCCACUGCGACCUAGUGGACUACUCGGACUCGCCGCAGGCAUUGAGGAUGGCUGGGACGUGUUGGCUCUACUACUUCUCAAAGUUCAUAGAGAUGUUGGACACAAUCUUCUUUGUUCUGAGGAAGAAGAACAGUCAAAUUACGUUCCUCCAUGUCUAUCAUCACUCUAUCAUGCCCUUUACCUGGUGGUUUGGAGUCCGGUUCGCUCCAGGUGGCCAGGGGACAUUCCAUGCCCUGUUGAACUGUGUGGUCCAUGUCAUCAUGUACUCCUACUACGGCCUGUCUGCCCUGGGCCCCGCCUACCAGAAGUACCUCUGGUGGAAGAAGUACCUCACCACUAUUCAGCUGAUCCAGUUUGUGAUCGUGACCACCCACAUCUGGCAGUACUUCUUCAUGAAGGACUGUCCCUACCAGUUCCCCAUCUUCAUCUACAUCAUUGGCCUCUAUGGCCUGGUCUUCCUCCUCCUCUUCCUCAACUUCUGGUACCACGCCUACACCAAGGGGAAGAGGCUUCCCAAGGUACUUCAGGCCAAAACCUGGGCCCACCCCUACAACAAAACCAACGGCGAAAUAACCAACGGGAAUGGUUUCCACUGUGACAAGGAUAAGUGACAGGAGGUCAAUCAAUCAGGCUCAGGAUCAAGAGUCGAUCUCAUUUAAAUAUGAGCCUAUUCAUGAACUGAAAUUAGACAUGGAAUUUAGAGUACUGGGGUGUAUUCACUAGGAACCAAACGGAUAGGUACCUACCUGAAUUUGUCUAAUAGAAACUGUCUUUUUCCAUUUUUUGGACUAAUGAUUACAUCCCAGGUUAGGUAUGCAGGAGUUUUGUUUUCCAAUAUAAAAGUCAGUGCACUAUUGAACUCAAAGAGAAUUGACCCCUCACCUCUGGACCUUCUGAUAUAUUCUUUUCUCUCUGCUACAGCAAUCUCUCAGAGUUAUGACCCAAAGCUUUACUGGAGUUUUUGUAUUAGAUAUUUUCCAACUUUUAUACCUGUGCUUUUUUUUCCUGUUCAGGGUGAAAGCACAAGUUGAGUGUUUUUUAUUUUUAUAAACAGAUUGUUGAUGUUAGACGUGUGUUAGGUUAGCCGAUGUUGGGGCAGUUCAGUAGCUUUGUCCCACCAGCCCAAAUGAACUCUGCCGUUUUAGAGUUGGUGCUGAACCUCUCUAGCUUUAGCUGUAGAAUUCAGCUGUAUAAUGUGACCUUGCUUUCAGCUGGUUUCUAUAUUUCAAUACCUGUACUUUUUUAUAAUUUUAAUACAUUGUCUGUGCAUUUAAUUGUAAACAUUUUAUAUAUUCUGCUACUGAAAGUCUAGCAGGAUUUUGUCUGUCUGAGUAUGUGAGCCAUCUUCCAUAGUUGAGGCCUGAUGUAUUUCCUGGGUCUGGUCACAUGGCUGGGAAAAACUCUGGUCCCUACCCAUAGUAUACCUGUAAUGAUGGAAGGAUAGAGGAUAACCAUUUUGCCAGUAAGAACCGAUGUUUACAUGUAUACUGAGUGGAGUGUAUUGGUGUUGACCCCCCCCCCCCUCCGUUUCAUAAACUCUGCACCCAUUUCUCUCUGGUUUGAGUCACAGCCUCUACUGGUGCUGAGAAACUUUGGAAGCCAACCUGCUCCUACUGUUAAAGAGCUGUAGGCCUACUUGAAUCUCAUUGAAAUCUGUCUGUAUUAUGUCCAACAGAAGUGACGGUGUGACAUUUGAAGCCAGAGAGAAAAGUGUGGCACUGUUCUUGCAGGAACCGGAGCAGAGUGCACAUUUCGCUUUAGCUCUGUCGCAAGCAAAGAACGACCCAUGAAAAACUGUAGCCAUUGUUUACCACUGCAUGCAUAUUCGUUUUAUAUCCACUCUUCCAAAUUGAGUUCAGUCUUAAUGCCAUGCGUAUGACAGUUAGUAUGCUUUCUCACUGGGUGUGUUCACGUUUGGUUUUCACCUCUGAGCUCUGCUCAACUGGUGAUUGAGGACACAGCAUUAGCUACGUGUAGGAUGGGCCUCCACAGGUGUAGUAAAACCCCAGUGCCUUGGGUGUAGGCUGAGUCCAAUAAGCAACAGCGAUCUAGCUGAUUUGAAAUGUAUUUGCUGAUGUUGGCUCUAGUGUGAGCGUGUUAUCCACAUGGGUUACUUUUCAGUGCCUUUGUCUAAGCCCCUACAGCUCCACCUUGUGGUUAUGAGUGUCCUCCAGACAUGAUGCUGCUAAUUCUGUAUAAAAACAGUCAUGUGUAAAGUAAUUAUUUUUGUAUUUAUAUAAAAAUAAAUUCUGUUUUAUACUUCA
Messenger RNA from Salvelinus fontinalis (brook trout), 3555 nucleotides. Its product is annotated as elongation of very long chain fatty acids protein 7-like. The coding region runs from base 958 to 1902 and encodes 314 amino acids. Gene Ontology annotation, biological process: fatty acid elongation, polyunsaturated fatty acid; fatty acid elongation, monounsaturated fatty acid; sphingolipid biosynthetic process. The transcript has 8 exons. The record is from RefSeq and is a predicted model, not a curated record. NCBI's taxonomy places the organism in Eukaryota, Metazoa, Chordata, Actinopteri, Salmoniformes, Salmonidae. Gene Ontology annotation, molecular function: fatty acid elongase activity. Gene Ontology annotation, cellular component: endoplasmic reticulum membrane; endoplasmic reticulum.